Mugil cephalus (flathead mullet) is the source of this 4091-nucleotide messenger RNA. It is a transcript of the gene ccnf, whose product is annotated as cyclin F. Lineage: Eukaryota; Metazoa; Chordata; Actinopteri; Mugiliformes; Mugilidae. Gene Ontology annotation, cellular component: cyclin-dependent protein kinase holoenzyme complex; cytoplasm; nucleus. Gene Ontology annotation, biological process: regulation of cyclin-dependent protein serine/threonine kinase activity; mitotic cell cycle phase transition. The coding region runs from base 234 to 2597 and encodes 787 amino acids. The record is from RefSeq and is a predicted model, not a curated record. Gene Ontology annotation, molecular function: protein binding; cyclin-dependent protein serine/threonine kinase regulator activity. The transcript is spliced from 17 exons.
CAAUAAGUAAGGACGCGUGCUGCUUGAAUUUGAAUCCGAGCAGGAGCUAAUAAGUUGUUAAGCUAUUAGGCAGCUACAGCUUCUACUAUAGCACAAACAGACACGAGAAGCAUUAGUUUAACACUUAAUAAUAUUGACUGUUUGUAGAUUCGUAUGUGUGCAGCAUUAAUUAGUGUCCCCUCAACGUUUAAAUAGCUACUCAUCGCUGUUCGAGGAGAGAACACUACAGUGCAAUGAAAGCGGGUGUCGUCCACUGCCGUUGUUCAAAAUGCUACUCGGUUCCGGCUCGGAAGCGGGUCCGUAAGCGGUCUCCGGCCCCGACCGUGCUGUCCCUGCCCGAGGAGAUCCUCCUCUGCGUGCUCCAGUGCCUCUCCGCGGAGGACCUCCUCUCCGUCCGAGCAGUUCACUCCCAGCUGCGGGACAUCGUUGACAACCAUUCCAGUCUGUGGGCUCGGGUCAGCUUCAGAGACACGUGGCCUUGUCCCAACACCUUAUGGCUCUUUGAAAGAGCUGCCGAGAAAGGGAAUUUUGAAGCUUCUGUGAAGCUCGGGAUUGCGUAUUUGUACAAUGAAGGACCGUUGCUGAGCGACGAGGGGCGAGCGGACGUAUGCGGCCGAAAGGCCUCUCACUUCUUCAGCCUGGCGGAGAGCCUGCGCUCUCCCGCCGCGGACCCCUUCAUCUGGGUGUUCAUCCGUCCGCCGUGGUCGCCCACCGGCAGCUGCUGCAAGGCCGUGGUGUUCGAUCGGCUCAAGACCGAGUGCGAUGACAACGUGAAGAAGAGGGGUCCCCUGCUGCACUGCUUGGCCAGAGUUUUGCAGCUGUUUGAAGGGGACGAACGGCGUUCAGACGCCAUAUCGAUGCUGGAGGAGUCGUCAAAAGCUGGAUGCCUGCAGAGCUCCUACCUGUUGUGGGAGCACAGCCGUAAAGCAGCUCUGGCGGAUCCAGGAAGAUACCUCCAGUGCGUACGGACCCUCAGGGACUACGCCGGCAAAGGAUGCUGGGAGGCACAGCUGUCCCUGGCCAAAGUGUGCAGCAGUGGGAACCCGCUGGGUUUGGAGCCUAAAGCCUGCUCCGAGCUGGUGGCCCAGCUCUUCACUUCCUCAAAUCCAGGGUCACGACAAUGUGACACUCAGGGCAUGAGACGAGGCAUCAAGGACACCAUGAGGUACAUCCUGGUGGACUGGCUCGUGGAGGUGACCACCAUGAAGGACUUCUCGAGCCUCACGCUGCACGUGACCGUGGGCUGCGUGGACAGAUACUUGUCUCUGCGCUCUGUCCCCAAGGCUCGCCUUCAGUUAUUAGGAAUCGCCUGCAUGGUAGUUUGCACACGCUACAUCAGUAAGGAAAUCUUGACCAUACGCGAAGCCGUCUGGCUCACGGACAACACCUACAAGUACGAGGACCUGGUUCGAAUGAUGGGAGAGGUCGUCUCCGUGCUGGAGGGGAAGAUCAGGAGCCCCACUCUGCUGGACUACGGGGAGGUGCUGCUCUCUCUCCUCCCUCUGGAGAGGAGAACCACUCACCUGUUCAGCUACAUCUGUGAACUGUCGCUGCUCUACUCGGCUCUCGCCUCCCCGCCACCUGCCAGAUUAGCCUGCGCUGCGCUGCUGCUCACACGAGCACUACAUCACUAUGCUCCGCUCUGGCCCUCCCUGCUGGCCGACUACACGGGCUUCUCCAAGCAGGACCUCGUCCCCCUCUCCGUCCUCCUCUUUGUCAAGUGCUUCAGUCAAGAUGUUCCCAAGGACUACAGGCACGUGUCUCUCACUGGCGUCAAGCAACGGUUUGAAGACGAGGCCUACCAGCACAUCAGCAAAGAAAAGGUGAUGGAUUUUAAGGAGCUCUGUCAGAUCUUUGAAAUUCCUGAGGUGAUUCCUCAGAUGGAGCCACCCAGUCCUACCGGUCAGCCAGCUGACAUCCACACCUUCCUGGCUUCUCCGUCAAGCACAAGCAAGAGGAGACGUGACGACAGCAUGCAGGCCCACAGAAGCAGCUUCGUGGCCACGCCCACGGCCGAGCUGUCCAAUCAGGAGGAGAAGCUGCUGGGCGACAUCCUGGACUGGAGUCUGGACACUUCCUGCUCCGGCUAUGAGGGGGACCAGGAGGAGGAGAGCGAGGGAGAGAAGGAUGAAGCGGAUGGUGAUGUUUCUAUGAUAUCCGUCACACUGCACCCGCUGACGGACGCAGACAAACAGCAGGAUCACUGCAGAGCUCUAUCCAGCGACGAAGACAGCUUCUGUGAAGCGGAGAGCGAGGGGAACAAGCAUUGCCAAGGCCCGUCCUGCUCCACGGACCCUCACAGCUCAGGAUAUUCCUCCGUCCAGAGCGUCAGCCCCUCGUCCACGUGCUCCUCCUCCUCCCUCAUCUCCCUCAUGCCCUGCACGUUCAAGACCAUCACGACGUCCCUGGCCCCGGCCUCGGCCAGCGCUCAGCCGGGCUUCCGCCUCCUGGUGCCCAUGCAGAGGCCCCGGGGCACCUCCAGCAAGCAGGUGAAAAGGAAGAACGUGGCGGCUCACAGCGGAGGCGAGGUGGAAAGAGAAGAGGAGGAUAUGGAGGGAGAAGCGUAUUCCGCCAACGCGGGGUUUCUGAGCCUAUAGACAGCGGUUGUUUUAAUGGCCCCGGGGUCGUUCAAACCCACCCGCUCGGCCAUUAAGCUCCAGCACUUUUCGUUUGUUCCCGUCGUCGUUCCUCCCUCCUGUUGAGUCUGCACUGGUCCGUCGAGAUCAAGAGACGAUGAGCUUAUAAACAAAUAAGGGAUCUGAAUUGCCUAGAAGCUUGCCUUUGUGUUAGGUUACAUUUCAUUUACAUGUUUACAGGCACGGAGCAAUAGAAAUACCUCCCAUCAGCCAAGACUCGGUCAGCUCUGAAACCACUGGAACAUGACUCGACUUUCCUCAGGACCCUGGUACAACUGUUGCCACUACACUCGUUUUACAGCCUCCUACAACAACAACCUAUCUCAGACUAGAUAGUUGUGAAAGAAAUGAAACCGUACGGACUCGUUGUUUUUUCUUUUUUCAGGGGGAGGGGGAAGAAAGUAUUCAUUGUUCACAUCAUAUUUUUGCAAAACAACAUAUUUAUGUGGUUAUUUUUUUGUUAAAAUAAUCUCUGAAAUGCACUGUACGUACAAGAGUCCAUCUUGUAUUGGGCGGAUUUCAUCAACAAGGCCGCUGAUGUCGUUUUGAUGAAAGCGACGUGGAGCCUUAAAAAAAAAAAAAAAAGAAAGAAAAAAAAAAUAUGAUUGUAUGAAUUCUUGUUCAGUUUUGUUCUGCGUACGUUUGCCAAAGGUACUGUGGUGGUGUCAUUUUGUGUUUUUAUGUGGCAUCUACUUAAACAGAGAAAAAGAGCUGUGAAUUAAGUCAUUUAGUAGUCUGUAUCUUUUGUAGUUUUGUAACUAUACGCCGGUUGUGCUGUUAAAUGAUUUGAUCGAUAUUGCUUAAAGACCUAUGGCACACUAAGCCCAUCAGAAACUCGGAGGAUCAAACUAAGGAUCACCAGCUGGAAAGAGUUUUCCACAGAUUCAUCCUCCAGGCGUCACAGUCAUUUGUAAACUCCAACAUGCAGAUUAGUUCUUACUUUACCCACUCUUCCUCCCGUCUGAAUUAGGUCGAGCACUUUUAUCGUCGCAGGAGGAGCGCAACUCGAUGACGUUUCAACCCGUUUGUGUGCUAGAACAAUCAAUACUAAAGUAUUUUAAAUGCAUUUGCGCUUCGUCCUCGGACAUGAGUGGAAGUUCAGACACUAAAAGAAAAAUGAUGACUUGAUGGGGGUUUUUCUAAGUACUGUAGGCCUCAUCCAGGACACAGAGUACACAAUGUUUAAUAGAUUGUGACUGUAAAUACUUAUUUUUUUUGUUUUAAAACUGUUACUCCAGACUGGUUAUCGCCUGUGUUUUUAUAUGUACAUAAUGCUAUAUGUAUAAAUUGAAAUUAGACAAAAGAACAUGCCACUUCUACUUGAAAUUGCAUUUGCUUCAUUCCAAAAAGGCAGUUUUCUGUUUUUUGUUUCUACAGUGCAGCGUUUUCUCAAUAGACCUGUGAUGUGAAUAUAUCAUUUUUGUACGGAGUUCCAAUAAUAAAUAAUGUUUCGAA